AUGGCUUCUCAUGGUGAUCUUGCAGAUCUGCUAGCUUCAGUGCUCCCAACCGGCGCUGAGCUGAUUGUCCGUCAUGUUUCUUCUACGCCAGCCCCUUCGGAUGCCCUUUUUGCCGCUGCGCCUGGACAUGACUCGGAACCAACUUUUUGUGAGAACCAUUUUUUAACAGCAUCCAUUGAGUCACCUCAGCAUGAUGGUGCCGAGAUACUCAUCUUUGGGAUGGAGGUCUUGAUCUACAACACGGCCCACCUAACAACGAUUUUCGUCUCCAAGGCUGACUCCACCGGACUGCUUCACCUAUUGGAACUGAAAGCGAAGGUCUCCGUGCUGAGAUUGGUCUCUGGCACCUUCUUAUCUUUUUUGGUUCGAUCUCAUCAGAGACCAGGGGUGAGGCUUGUGGUCUCUCUAUUUGCACGUGCUCAGGAUCAGUAUCUCUUCCCUGGCAGCAUUGAGAAUACUGAAAAGCAUGUUCUCGAUGACCGCGGCUUGAUCAAAUGGUGGUGUCGCGCGGUAGACCCGAUACUCCGGGAGAACGGCGCCGAGUCGGUCUCCCCAGGUUCAGACAUUAAGACCUCCGUUGAGGCCGCCAAGGCCUCAGCUACGGCCUAUUUGAUAGUUCCUGGGUGCGAUCGCUUCGAAACACGCAGUUUCUUCCCAGCAUCAACCAAGACCGACUCGGCAAAUCAGCCGCGGUGGCUCACUGGCUAUCCUCUCCAGCAAAUGUGCCGUGAUCCAUCUGCUCCACCACGCUGUCUGGUGCCUCGAUUUCCUGACGAUCCCAAGACACGAUUCCUGACAGAUCUUGACGAUGAGCUACCCGACUCUGCCAACGAUCAAGCUGAAUCGGCGGAUGCUGGGCAUUGGAAGAGUAUCAAAUCUCUUGACCAGUUUUGGGAAAUGAUGGCAUUCCGUCAAGAGUGUUCCGCAGGCCGACUGGUUGGCUUCCUUUGGAUUGUUGUCAAUCCCCCAGGACUUUUGAAUUCUACAACUAUGGCCAGCCGAGCGGCACAAGGAUCCAGUCUCAGCUCAGCUGCUUCUGGCAAGCAGGCUUGCAAUGACGAACCCGCCGUGUCUGCUGGAGAUAAGUCGCUGGUACGCGAUCAGGUAUCAGCAGAUCCCCAAAAUUCGACAAGGCUCAGCGAGGAUGAGGCAGGUAACGACAGGAAAGACUCUCAUGUUGCCAGGGUGGAUGUAUCAAAGAACCCUUCCACUACGCCGUCGACACUACCCUCGUCGUCAGAAAGCGUUCCAUUCCAUUGGCCGGAAGCAGGCCGUGGAGAGGUCGUGCUGCAUGAAGCGGAUUACAAGAAAAUGAUGGAUGGAGUGCUAGAUCAGUUCUAUGACUCUGAUGAGGUCAUAGCAAGCACAAAAUCUUACAUUGAACAAGUAGCCUCGCUUGCAGAUCAAUUGACCUGGGGCAAGCGUGUUACAGGAACAUGCAGUCCUCGAGCCCAAGACACGGUCUCCGCGACUGCCCAAAACCUCCUCGGUGGGGAGUUUAUUCGCAAAAGAAAGAAGUCAGAACACGAGAUGGACGGAAAAGACGAUGACGAAGCAAAUGCCACGGAACAGUCUCAUACCACUGCAGCCAGCUUGAAGACGGACCAGCCAAGUGCUGUCAAUGUCCUCAGUGCAGGCCUGGUGCGGAAGAAGAAGAAGGCAUUACCAUAA
This is a messenger RNA of Penicillium oxalicum, 1671 nucleotides long. Its product is annotated as H3 histone acetyltransferase RTT109. The record is from RefSeq and is a predicted model, not a curated record. Gene Ontology annotation, cellular component: nucleus. Bases 1 to 1671 code for a protein of 556 amino acids. Lineage: Eukaryota; Fungi; Ascomycota; Eurotiomycetes; Eurotiales; Aspergillaceae. The transcript has a single exon. Gene Ontology annotation, biological process: DNA damage response. Gene Ontology annotation, molecular function: histone H3K56 acetyltransferase activity.